CCCCCCCCCCCCCCACUGACAUCCCCUCUCCACAUCAUUGGUGUCCGUGGGAGGAAUAGUGCCCCAUCAUUAGUGCCAGUGUGGGGGAAUAGUGCCCCAUCAUUGGUGUCAGUGCGGGAGGAAUAGUGCCCCAUAAUUAGUGCCAGUGUGGGAGGAAUAGUGCCCCAACAUUGGUGUCAGUGUGGAAGGAAUAGUGCCCCAUCAUUAGUGCCAGUGUGGGAGGAAUAGUGCCCCAUCAUUGGUGUCAGUGUGGAAGUAAUAGUACCCCAUCAUUGGUGUCAGUGGGAGGAAUAG
Staurois parvus is the source of this 294-nucleotide messenger RNA. Lineage: Eukaryota; Metazoa; Chordata; Amphibia; Anura; Ranidae. The record is from the annotation of a GenBank genome assembly.